Messenger RNA from Gymnodraco acuticeps, 1243 nucleotides. It is a transcript of the gene capn3a, whose product is annotated as calpain 3a, (p94). Gene Ontology annotation, cellular component: cytoplasm. The record is from RefSeq and is a predicted model, not a curated record. Gene Ontology annotation, molecular function: calcium-dependent cysteine-type endopeptidase activity; calcium ion binding. Gene Ontology annotation, biological process: negative regulation of apoptotic process; proteolysis. Lineage: Eukaryota; Metazoa; Chordata; Actinopteri; Perciformes; Bathydraconidae.
GAGAGAGAGAUCUCCGCCAGCGAGCUGAAGAACGUGCUCAACAGAGUCAUCACCAGACAUAAGGACCUGAACACGGAGGGCUUCAGUCUGGAGAGCUGCAGGAGCAUGAUAGCUCUGAUGGACGUAUCCUUUAUGGACGGGACAGGAAGACUCAACCUGCAGGAGUUCAGACAUCUGUGGAACAAAAUCAAACAGUGGCAGGGAAUCUUUAAGCACUAUAACGCCGAUCAGUUCGGCAGCAUCAACAGUUACGAGAUGAGGAACGCUGUCAACGAUGCAGUCAUGUGUCUUGUGUCCCGCUCAGGCUUCCGUCUCAACAACCAGCUGUAUGACAUCAUCACCAUGCGCUACGCCAACGAGAACAUGAACAUCGACUUCGACAGUUUCAUCAGCUGUCUGGUGCGACUCGAGGCCAUGUUCAGGGCGUUCCAGGCCUUCGAUCAGGACGGAGACGGUACCAUUAGACUCAGUGUCCUGGAGUGGCUCCAGCUGACCAUGUACGCCUGAAGAGGCUCCUCCUCCUCCAGGUGAGAUCCACGAGGACCAGACCUGCCGCCUUUACCUCAAACUCAGUGUGCCGUCGUUAGCUCUCAUAAUCCUCACCUUCAGACCGAACCCCCCCCCCCCCAAAUCUGCUCUUCCUCUCCAGAAAUGUCCACCAUGCUUCACUCUUCAUAGCGCCUCUGUGUAGGUCUCAGAACCUUUACUUCUCUAACUCCUGUCAAACAUCAGUCUCUCCUUUUCAGCCAUCUUUAUUUUAUUUAAAAAGAAACACUUGUUCAGUAUUCUCUCUCAGGCAUCAGACACACACAACCUCUUUUCUCUGUCACAGUGACUCCUACUUCUUCUACUGUUUUAAAAUGAGUAGCAUACUUCCUGUAUUCAUUCACGGCUCUCUGGUGGACGGUGAAUAAACACUCAAAUCACCCUGUUUUCAUCCCAUUGCAUCCCACGUGUUUUUGUGGAUACAUUCUGAAGAAUCGGUCACAUUGGAUGGACAAACUCAGGCUUUUUUUUGUUCAUCUCAGCUCCAGAAAACAGGACUUAUAAACCCCCCCUUAUCAUGAUUAAAUGUGGAGCUGAUGAUUUUUUAUUAAAAGGUUAAAAUAUGGAUUUGAAAGCGUAUGGCUAAAGGGUUGGACUGCUGCUUUUUUGUGAUUUUUUUCCUUAUUAUUAAGGCUUUGGUCAAAUGAGUGUACUGCAUUUUUAACCAUUUUAACCAAAUAAAUACAAUUAAUGUGUA